AUGUCUGAGAACGCAUCCGGUCGGGGAGAAGCGCCCCCAGCUAUCCCUCUUAGUCUAUUGUCUCAUGGUCACGGGCUAAUUGACAGCGGCUCAGUAGCAAGCAACACACCUCUUGCUAGGGAUACUUCUGUUCCGCCUGAUUGUGGUGGUGAUAACCCAGAAGCCCCAGCACGAUUUGAAAUAACCCACGAAGGUGAAACAGAAGCAACUCAACUUCCUAUCCACACAGUUCGCCGUAAGCUUAGAGGCAUUCACAUCUUUAUGAUUGCUGUGAACGGUACCCUUGGCACAGGUCUUUACGUGCGAAGCGGUCAGAUCCUCGAGCUUGGAGGACCCUUGGCUGUUAUAUUCUCCUUCCUCUUCCUCGGAAUCUUGACUUGGCCGGUGAUGCAAUGCAUCGCUGAACUUCUAUGUCUAUGGCCCGUUCCAGGAGCAGUCCCCCUGUUUGUAGGAAAGUUUGUCGACAAAGAACUUGGAGAUACUGUUGGCGUUGCGUAUUGGUAUACAUACUCUAUAGGAUUCGCCGCCCUGAUCGCCACUUCUGCCAGUGUCCUCAAUUACUGGACCGCAGGAAUAAGCGGAUUUAGUGAGGGGUUUGCCUAUGUUGCGCUCCCAUUGAUUCUCGUGAUAAUAAAUUCUGUCAAGGUUGAGAUCUACGGCUGGAUUGAAGUCAUCACCGGAGUCAUCAAACUCAUUUUCUUGGCUAUUAUUAUCAUCUGCCUUCCUAUUGCCAUAUUCAGGUUUCCCAGAAAGGGGGGAAAUGGUUCCAAAUCAACAGAUGAAGCGCUUAACAGCACGAGGUCAAGUUGGAACACCCCCUUCAGCAAAUACAAUGACAAGGCCGCCGAUAAUUGGUUCGAAGCGUUUAUGAUGUGUCUGUCGCUUGCUAUCUUUGCGUACGCCGGGAUCGAGAACAUUGCUGUCUCCGUCAUCGAAGCACGUUGGCCUUCUCAGCCAGCAACACAAGUCUCGAGCAGAGAAUCUUCAGGGAUAUUUACGACUCAGGCUUCAGGAUCGCCACCAAGGGACGCCUCACCCCAGAAGCACAACUCGGCUCGAAAUUACGUCAAACAAACAAUUGGGUUCACAGCAUUUGUUUUACCCAUACUAGUAGCUUCUGCGUACACCAUCAGUGGAUUAUUCGUGUCUCUAGGUCUAAAAAGGGACGACUGCGGUCUUCAGAGGUUGAGCUGGCUGAAGGACGAAGAUUGCGGGAAGCCCGAGACUGACAAGGAGGGCUUCACGUUCUCGCCUUUUAUUCUAAUCGCAAAAGCGUCGACCAUUCCCAAUCUUGACCACGUUUUAAACGCUUUUAUCCUGUUUACUGCACUCACGUGUGCUAAUACUAAUCUAUAUGUCGCUUCUAGGACACUUUUCGGUAUCACGCGGAACAUCCGCUCCAGUGAUUCGAUGCCAGCAGCUUUGGCCUGGUUUGGUGUUACGGAUCGCAACAGAGUACCACUACGGGCGAUGGUCAUCACUGCAUUUGCUUUCUUUUGGGUGCCGUUUCUCCAAGGAACGAAAAAUAUCCAUACUGGCUCGGAUGCUGGCAAGUUUCUUGACAUUCUUGUCCAGAUGGGCUCCGUCAGCAUCAUCAUUAUCUGGGCUUUUUUAUGCUUGGCAUAUAUCCGAUACCAUCACUGCAUUCGUGAGUUUCGCGACGAGCUAGCCGAGGAUGGCAUACGCCUAGCGGACGAUCGUGAAGCUGAAUCCGAUACUUAUCCUUAUCAAAACCACUGGCAGCCAGUCCUUGCGUACGGCGCGCUCGGAACCUGUCUUUUUAUACUAAUUGUUUGCAAUGGGGUUUUCUUGUGGAACGGGUUCCAUGUCUUCCCGUUCUUGAUGGGGUAUCUGACGACUAUUUGUUUCUUCGGAUUUUGGGUGAUAUUGAAACUAUAUAAGAGGGCAUGGUCACCUUGGAAUACGCUUGAUGCCAAGGCCAUCAAGGAUUUAAUAAAGCAGCUGAAUGAUCUGCGAGAUAGAUCCUUGGAACAGCCUGAGGAUGAUUCAGAGAUCACUCGGUGGAAUUGGAUCCGGAAGGCAAUUGGGAAGGAUAGAUCUGGUCAUACUGGGGCAAGAUGA
Molecule: messenger RNA, 2082 nt
Organism: Fusarium proliferatum ET1
Lineage: Eukaryota; Fungi; Ascomycota; Sordariomycetes; Hypocreales; Nectriaceae
Exons: 9
Coding region: 1-2082 (693 amino acids)
Biological process (GO): transmembrane transport; amino acid transport
Cellular component (GO): membrane
Source: RefSeq, a predicted model, not a curated record